AUGGCAUACUUCCACGGAAAUAUGAGCAAGUGCCACCGUAGCGAGAUAAAUAUUCCAAACCGCGGCGGCCUGACAUGGUUUAUCUGUAACACUGAAGUCAACUUAAGAAAACAAAGCAGUUUUCAACAGCAGAUGCGGAGAUAUCGCUCAGCCAAUCUUGUUGUAAGAGAUGUACGCAACGUAACAAGCUUAAACGGCACGACGGGGUUCCUACCACGUCAACCUCAGAGCAUCUCAGCUACGACCUUAGCAGGCAAGCACAAUUCUGUCAGCGUUGUCUCGCAAUUCGCAUCAGAUAGUCGUCAGCAUAUAUCCAACAGUGCAGACGAUGCAGGUCCACGCUCGAAUGGCAAUGGAAGCGCUCUCUUGAUGACGCUACUGUCAUACUCACCAACACGUUGGGGAUUGCAAGGUACUCUUGUCCCAUGGUCAAUCCUUCUACUUGAAGUUGACGAGCCGUGCGGCCAGACGGACCAAGUCUAUCGAACAUGGUCAACCGGACUUUAUGAUCCAGAUGAGUCACUCCCGUCAUCCUGCCAUCGCUAG
This is a messenger RNA of Aspergillus neoniger CBS 115656, 546 nucleotides long. RefSeq lists its product as uncharacterized. NCBI's taxonomy places the organism in Eukaryota, Fungi, Ascomycota, Eurotiomycetes, Eurotiales, Aspergillaceae. The record is from RefSeq and is a predicted model, not a curated record. The transcript is spliced from 4 exons. Bases 1 to 546 code for a protein of 181 amino acids.